Drosophila biarmipes is the source of this 617-nucleotide messenger RNA. RefSeq lists its product as uncharacterized. The record is from RefSeq and is a predicted model, not a curated record. The coding region runs from base 35 to 538 and encodes 167 amino acids. The transcript has 3 exons. Lineage: Eukaryota; Metazoa; Arthropoda; Insecta; Diptera; Drosophilidae.
UCACUGCUCGGACUUGAUCAUCAUCGGUCUGAAAAUGUCUAGCACUGCGCUGGCCUUCCUGAUUCUUUGCCUGAGCCCAGCUCUGGGUGUACUCGUACCCCAACACUAUUGCGACAAUCACUUCAGAUACGCCAGGGACUACGAUGGAUCCCCCUUUAUAGGCAUUUUCACAGCCCCCAAGACGAAAUCAGCAAGUUUAAAUUUGAUGUACAACUGGCAGGCGACAUUCGAAAUCCAAGGAAUACACAAACUGUUUGUAAGCCCUCUGGUCACCUAUCCCAGCAAGGAGGAGGCCGCGGCGAAUAUUAUGAACGGAGAGCCGGCUCAGGUUUGGGUGCGGUUCAUCAAUGUCACCACUGAGUUGCCCAAGCUGACCUCUUUGAUUCUCAACGGAGUGCAGCUGUGCCACAGUGCACCAUACGGACUACCAAAGACCAGAGCCACGGUGAAGCACCAUAUGUUCAUAGCCCAGAAACAGAGAGGGAUUGUCCCUACUACAGAAGGUUCGCCACCUUUUUAUGGAGAGAGGACAAAGUAAGGGAUUUACAAAGUUUCAUUCAAUAUUUACAAUUGAAUAUUCACUUCCAUGCAAUAAAGCAAUCAACGUAAUACCUUUA